ACAUUCCAUGUGUCAAUGUCAAAACUAAAUUUGUUUUGAUUAGAGGUUAUGUAGUGCGGCGUUCGCGCUGUCAGGAUUGUUAAAUUUAUAGUAUUUUUUUCUAAAUUAACUUUAUUAAACAAAUGCAUUUUAUGUGAUUUUCAUAGUUCUCAUUGCAUUGUUUAUGAAUUUUGGUAUAGCGUUGCAUUACCAAUGAGCGCAAAAUGUCCGAAACAAGAAAUUUUCGAAUUACCUUAGAUUUAAGCCGGUUUUUCAAUGAUCAUCGAAGAUUGGCAAAAAUAUUCAUCAAUAACAACCUCGAAUCUAUCCAAGAUCUACAAGACCGCAUUCAUGCCAUAUUUGGAUUAAGCGGAUUCUAUUUGACCACUCAAAAUCAUUUUCUACCACUUUCUGAAGAUGUUCGAGUACUUGUAAAUGAUGAAACAGUGUGUGCUAUUCCAUGUAGUCAACCUGAAGAAGUGCCACUUUCCAUCCAAAAUACAAAUGGGGUGAAGCAUCCACUGGAAACGAUUGCAGAAGAAUCAAUUGAUAAUUCAUUUACAAAAAGAAAGUCCAAAAAACGUAAUACUGAAGAAGUUACAUCAGAUUAUGAACUACCUAUGAAAAAAAAGAAACACAAGACAUCCAAGAGUGAAUCAUCACCAACAAUCUCUGAAAAAAUUAAGAAGCACAAAACACAUAGGAAACCAAAAAUAGUUGAACAAAGUGUUUGUAAUAUUGAAUCAACUAAGAAGUGUAACGAAAUUAAGGAAAAGUUUGAACAAAAGGUUUAUGCCGGUAACUACGAUAACCUUGGGCGACCAAUUAGAGAGGACUUCGUAAGACUUUCGCGGCAUGCUGAUACACCAGUUAAAGUUUUCUCAAAGUAUAAAAAACCACAAAGAAAUACUGAAGAAUAUAUUGCCAAAAAUAAGAUUAAUAUUGUAAGAAUUGAUAUUAUAAAGGAUUCUAAUAAUGCCUCUGAUAGUGCUUUUGAGAAGUUAAAUGAAAGGCAAGGAACAAGAGAUCCAGAGUCUCCACCAGAAAAUAUUGUAAAAUCAAUUGUAAAUAAUAUAGAAAAAAACAUAUCUCCCACAUUAGAGGAGAAUUGUAAAAAAGAAAGUUUAAAUAAUUCUGAGAAAAGCGGGAACCUUCAAGGACAGCAAAACAAGCAGGAACUUCAACUUGAGGCCUCAGAUUAUACAAAACAUUCUCUAGAUAAAAGAAAUACUGACACUAUUAGUAAUGAAAGUGAUUUAAACCAUUCAUUCAUGAAUGAAUCAUUUGAAAAUACAAAUAUAAGAGCUAAAUUAUCUCAAGAUGCAGGUUUGGAUGCAUCUUCAUUGUCUUCAAUGAAUAACAGUCUUAAAGAUGAUACCAGUCUUAAAAAUUCAGAACGCACUAACUAUGGAGUAACUACUGAAAUAUCUCAAAAUGUAGCUUUAAAUGCUAGUUUUUUGCCUUCCACACACAAUAGUCUUAAAAAUGCAGAAAUCAAAAACUACCAAAUAACUCAAACAGGUUGUGAAGUAUCUCAAGAUGCAGCUCUAGAUGCAUCUUCCUUUCCUUCAAUAAAUAACAGUCUCAAAUAUGCAGAAAGCAAAAACUACCAAAUAACUCAAACAGGUUGUGGAGUAUCUCAAGAUGCAUCUUCCUUUUCUUCAGUAAAUAACAGUCUUAAAAAUGCAGAAAGCAAAAACUACCAAAUAACUAGAACAGGUUCUGAAAUAUCUCAAGAUGUGAAUGGAUCAUCAAUAUAUACAAUAGAUUCCAGUACUAAAAUUGCAGAAAGCAAAAAUGAUCAUAAAGUUACAAGAUCUUUGGAGGGUUCAAUAAAUGCAGGUAUCAAAGAUUUAAACACAAGUAUGGAAACCUCACCAGUAGCUGUAGAAGACAAUUCUUAUAAUCACACAAAUACAAAUUUUAAAAUGAGAAGGAAUUCAUUUAAGACAUACUCAGGCAUAGGUAGCUUAUUAGAACAACUAAAAGAAUCUGAUUCCGUUAUUUCCCAAGAUAGUGACAACUCAUUGCAAUUCAUUACUAAACGGAAAAGAAUUAGGCAUAGGAAGAGAAAAAAUAAAAAGAAUGAUUCAGUUGAUUGUAACUCUAGUUUUGAAGCCUAUGUUCCUCCUAUUCGACCUCUAAAAAUAGAUGCUUGUCCAAAGCUACAUAUUACUUUUGAUGAAGAAGAGUCUGACCAAAAUAAAACUAAAGAAAAUAAUAGAGCGGAAACUAAAAUAGAAGAAGUUAAGGAUGUUAUAAUAUUAAAUGAAGAACCUGAAGAUCCCGUUUUAGAGAACAAGUCUAUUUUUAGUGAAGAUAGUAUCCUAAAGGCACCAAUGAUGAGAGAUACACUUCCCAAUAUAGGAAAUGUUAUUGCUUUUCAAUUUAUAAAACUUUCAGACAACUAUUCUCCCACUGUGUCAAACUAUGUUGUAGGAAUGGUACUUGCAUGGGAAGAAGAAACAAAGACAGUGCAAUUAAAAAUUUUGUGUGGAGAGCAAGAGCUUAAGACACCAUCUGGAAAAUUAUCUUUGAAUGUGGAAGAGGAAGAAGAAAAGAAAACUUCUAGAUUUACAAUUAAAUGGGAAAAAAUGCUUCUACCUAGGUUGCUAUUUCCUUAAGCUGUAAUCUUUUCACUAGUGUAUGGCUAAACUUUAUUUGUAAAGAAUUCGAGUUAUUCUUUUUUUAUUUUUGAGUGUCUAAUUUAGAGAAAAUCUUAUGAUAUUAUGUCCUAUAUUUGUUCAUUCAUUUGUUAUAGGAAGUGAUUCUAAGGAUAAGGAAAUCAAUUGUAUAGAAAAUUUUUACUCCCUUUUAAUAGGUCUCAACUUAUAAUCAAAGUAUUCAGGGUGUUGAUAAUGAUGUUAUGAUAGAAUUGAUUAAAAUUUAAAUUUGUACACAAAUUUUUAAUUCUUCAUAUUUUUUCCUACUUAUAUUUUAUAGUGCAUUUACCUUAAAUCACUAUGUGUAUGUUCUUGUUAUUAUUUAUU
Messenger RNA from Anthonomus grandis grandis, 2969 nucleotides. RefSeq names its product coilin. The record is from RefSeq and is a predicted model, not a curated record. The transcript has 3 exons. NCBI's taxonomy places the organism in Eukaryota, Metazoa, Arthropoda, Insecta, Coleoptera, Curculionidae. The coding region runs from base 204 to 2603 and encodes 799 amino acids.